Messenger RNA from Sapajus apella (tufted capuchin), 1236 nucleotides. Its product is annotated as double homeobox protein 1-like. Bases 1 to 765 code for a protein of 254 amino acids. The record is from RefSeq and is a predicted model, not a curated record. Gene Ontology annotation, molecular function: DNA binding; DNA-binding transcription factor activity, RNA polymerase II-specific. Gene Ontology annotation, biological process: regulation of DNA-templated transcription. Lineage: Eukaryota; Metazoa; Chordata; Mammalia; Primates; Cebidae. The transcript has 5 exons.
AUGGCUGGCAGCACAGUGUGUGCUCUGGGAAGAAACAGCUGCCCUGGCCGCAGAGGGAUCCCCGCACUUCCUGACGCCAGCCCAUAUCCUGACAAAAGAGAGGCCCGUCGAAAGAGGAUUGUUUUGAACCAGCAUCAAAAAGAUACCCUCCAGGCGUGGUUUGAAAAGAAUCCCUAUCCUGGCAUAGCUACCAGGAAUCAACUGGCCAAAGAAAUUGACAUUCCAGAGUCUAGAAUUCAGGUUUGGUUUCAGAACCACAGAUCGAGACAGAGACGACUGGGGUUAAAAUGCUCCUCUGAGGAAUACCAAACCCAGGGACAGACUAAUCCUCAGUUUAGGACUCAAGCUAAAGAAGCUGGACGAAUUCGAACAUCUAUCACAAGAGCUCAAGCCAGUAUCCUAGUUCAAGCCUUUGAGAAGAAUCAAUUCCCUGGAAUUGCUACCAGGGAAGAACUGGCUAAACAAACCAGCCUUCCAGAAUCCAGAAUUCAGAUAUGGUUUCAGAACCGAAGAGCUCGGCACCCUGACUCCAGCAGAGGUGGAUCUGUGGAUUCCCUGGCAGCAGGCCCAAGUCAGAGACCUCAUGUGACUGUGAAGAUGGAGCAAAGCAGCCUGUCUACUGCCCCAUGUAGCUCUGGUCCCUUUCCUCCUUCCAAGUGUUUCAGCAGCAAACAGUCCUUUGUACUGGUUUUUCUCCCAUUCUACAUGUCCUUGGUUCCUUGGGAUCCCUCUGGGAGCUACAUGAGUCAGGCACCAGACUCAUGACGCUUUAGCCUACCCAGGCUGUGCAGAGAAAGGGCUCUUACCCUCCUCCCUCCUUUGACACUUAGAAAUUCUGUGUCAAUAGUACCACUUCUAUGAGUGGGGCUGUCACAUAUGCAGACUCGUUUCUGACCCCCAUACCAAGGAAGAUGCCAAGGUGACAAGGGGAACAAGCACACUGGCCUGGCAGUGCUGCCCUUUAAGAAUCUGGCUCAGCCUCAGCCUGGUGACCCUAAACAGCAAUGACGGGCCAGUAAGACACAGCUCUUUCUAUGCAAUGUUGGAAUGGGUGUCUCCAGUCCCUUAUUGCUAAUAGACCUGCAUCUCCUGGGCAAACUCAGGCGCUGGUGGCAGCGCAGGCCCCAGCCCCUGAAAAGCUAUCACACCACUUGACUGAUCAUGCCAACCUUAAGGCUUUUAGGUUAACUCCUGUCUGCCACAGAUUCUUAGGAAAAGAUUACAUCUUUGGCAGGG